UUAUUUGACAUGGUAUCACGAGUCUUCUCACUUCUCUUGUGCCGUUUCCUUGUGUGCUAAGAGCGACACGCUCUUGCUUCUUCUAUCCGUAUCAACAUCGUGCCUCCUUCGUGGUUCAUCUUGGCUCUCUGGUUCGUUGCUCUGAUUCUGGUUCGUGUUGUGCUGCUGUAGCCCAUCCUGGUUCGUUGCUUUUAUUCCUGGUUCGCUGCUCUGUUUCUUUUCUUGUUGUUCUGUUUCUGGAACGUUGCUGUUUUUUUUGUGCUAUCUUGUUUCUGGUCAGUUUGCUUUGCUCCUCAUGGCUUCCGAAAAGACUUUUGAAAACUUCUGUGUCCGCUUUACGGGCAAAAAUUAUGGCACUUGGGAGUUUCAGUUCCAAAUGUUCGUGAAAGGGAAAGGCCUUUGGGACGAUCAUGUAGCUCAGUCCACUGCUCCGGCAGAGAAAACGGCAUUGGCGGCGUGGCAAACAAAGGACGCCCAAGUUAUAACCUGGAUUCUGGCUUCUGUUGAACCUCACAUGAUCAACAACUUACGUGCUUUCUCUACUGCUAAAGAUAUGUGGGACUAUCUGAAGCGUAUUUACAAUCAGGACAAUGUUGCCAAACGGUUCCAGUUGGAGCUCGACAUUGCUAACUAUCGUCAGGGAAAUCUCUCUAUUCAGGACUAUUACUCCGGGUUCCUUACUCUUUGGGCUGAUCAUUCAGAUAUCUUACACGCUGAUGUUUCUAAAGAUUCACUCACUGCUGUCCAAAAAGUUUAUCAGAUUAGCCAACGGGACCAAUUUCUCAUGAAGCUUCGACCUGAAUUUGAAGCUGUGCGUGCUGCUUUGCUGAACAGGAAUCCAGCCCCUUCCUUGGACGUGUGUCUUGCAGAAUUACUUCGAGAAGAGCAGCGUCUUCUGACCUUAUCCCGUGAUGACUUUGUUGCUGAUCCUGUCUCUGUUGCCUACGCUGCCCAAAGUAAAGGCAAAGGUCGUGAUAUGCGCCAAGUUCAAUGCUUUUCUUGCAAGCAAUUUGGUCAUCUUGCUCGGAAUUGCAGUAAGAAAUUUUGCAACUAUUGUAAGCAACAGGGUCACAUCCUCGCAGAUUGCCCAACUCGACCCCCGCGGAAGCCGUUGCAUGCCUUACACGCCACUACAACUUCUCUGGACCAGACUUCUGCUCCUACAACUUCUAGUGCUGCUUCCUUGACUCCCGAGGCCGUACAACAAAUGGUACUCGCAGCUCUUUCUGCCUUGGGCCUUCAAGGAUCAGGCGUCGGGGAAAGUGAUCGCAAGGGGGCCUAAAGUGGGCAGACUAUUUCCUCUCCAGUUUUCUCUGUCGAAUAUUUUGUCUUUUGCUUGUAAUGGUGUCCCAAAUAAGUAUGAGGACUGGCAUAGAAAAUUGG
This is a messenger RNA of Lotus japonicus, 1383 nucleotides long. RefSeq lists its product as uncharacterized. Bases 296 to 1282 code for a protein of 328 amino acids. NCBI's taxonomy places the organism in Eukaryota, Viridiplantae, Streptophyta, Magnoliopsida, Fabales, Fabaceae. Gene Ontology annotation, molecular function: nucleic acid binding; zinc ion binding. The transcript has 2 exons. The record is from RefSeq and is a predicted model, not a curated record.